CCACACACUCAAAUAACUGAAUACACACGCAAUAGUACUGGGUAUUAGCCACCCUCAGUCUGGAAGCGGCAAGUGUGUUGUGAGACAGUGUCGUGUCGCCUUGGUGCCAUACACGACCAGUGGAAGAAAAGUGACCAUGCCAGAACAAGCAGUAAUCGCCCAGGAGUCCCCCAGUACACCACCACCCUCCCCACAACGCCAGCUCGUAGAGGAGAACCGCGCGUUACGAGAUGAAGGUCUAUGCAAGGUCUGUCUGGACAAGACCAGUUGUGUUCUGUUUCUACCGUGUGCCCAUCUUGUCACGUGCAUGGACUGCGCACCUGCACUGCGCAAGUGUCACGUGUGCCGGGCGCUCAUACGUGGUACUGUGAGAGUGUACAAUGAAUGAGAUGUGAAUCAUGAAGAGGUCUCAUAAUUAAAAUUGAGCUACAAAGGCGUCAUUGUGCCUUUCAGAACAUUUGCGUGUAUCUUUUAACUAAAGUAUUUAGUUAUAACAUUAAUAUUAUUAAAUACAAUUCGUGUACAAAGCUUAUUUGGUUUUUAAUUCAAAAUAAAAUAAACGUCUUCAGAG
This is a messenger RNA of Haliotis rufescens (red abalone), 571 nucleotides long. RefSeq names its product putative inhibitor of apoptosis. The coding region runs from base 137 to 388 and encodes 83 amino acids. Gene Ontology annotation, biological process: regulation of cell cycle. Gene Ontology annotation, cellular component: spindle microtubule; cytoplasm; nucleus. The transcript is spliced from 2 exons. Lineage: Eukaryota; Metazoa; Mollusca; Gastropoda; Lepetellida; Haliotidae. The record is from RefSeq and is a predicted model, not a curated record.